Molecule: messenger RNA, 1335 nt
Organism: Cladocopium goreaui
Lineage: Eukaryota; Dinophyceae; Suessiales; Symbiodiniaceae
Source: the annotation of a GenBank genome assembly
AUCAUUCUACUGCUGCCAUGUCACUAUGGCGGUUCACUCUGGUGAAGCAGUGACCCAAGCCGGUGGCACCCAAAGAGAUGCUCGCGCCACACUCUUGGCGUUCCUGCAGCGGCGCUUCCGUCAGGGCGGAGCAGAACACGAAACAAUUCUGCUCCAAGCGGUGGAAGAAGUUUGCGCCGAAGAAACAGGCCAGGAUGUUUCGGAAAGACAGUUCUGCCAGCAGCUCCGAGUGGUUGGAGUGGCCCUGGCAGAGGAGAUCGAGAAGACGAAGCCUUCAUGGGCCAUCGAAGGGCAGGAGGUUGCAGUGGUGGCUGAAGAGCUACGACAGAUGCGCAGACGUCGACAGCUCGCGAAGGAAGCCUUUGCAGCGCAAGAGGCCAUUCACCAGCUGUUGCGAGAACGGCAGCAGCUAUGGCUUUCAGACGAAGAACUUGAAAUUUACAGACGGUCUGCCCCGGUCGUGGGCAGCAAGUCCUGGAGCAAAGCCACGGUGCAGUGGGUUCUCGACGAGCUCGAGGUGUUGACACCAGGAGCUGCAGGCGACAUCCGCCUCCUGGAUGUUGGAAGCAGCUAUGGAGCCUGGGACUCCCUGCCGAAAUCCUUGGCUUUGGAUUUGGCGCCUGCUGCUCCCAGCGUUUGGCGUGCAGACUUCUUGCAACUCCAAAUUGAGGAAAUGGAGAUGGAGGAAAAAGACGGCGACGUCUUUGAGAUCAAUGCGCAUGGAGAGCUUCAAACUCUACGUGCAGGUGCUUUUGACGCAGUGGUCUUGAGCCUUGUGCUAUCUUUCUUGCCAACGCCCGAACUACGGCGAGAAAUGCUGGACCGUGCGCGCCGCUGUUUGCGGCUCUCGCCUCCAGGAUCUCUGUUUGUCAUCGAAAAAACGUCCCUGUGCCGUGACACGGCGCAAUCGGCACGGGAGAAGUUCCAAAAAGCCUUAGAGGCUGCAGGAUUUCAAUGCCAGAAGUAUUCGGCCGUGGGAACUUUGGAUGGAGACAGCCGUCCCAACCGUCACGCACACGCCUGGCAUUUACGUCCCAACGCGGAGCGUUUCCAACCUUCUCCACUUCCGACCUUUAAGGAAACGCGCACGGUGAGAGGGCAAGAGACUGCUGGUGUGCCAAAGGGUGAAACACCUGUAGAUACCAAAGAAGCCACAGCAAUCAGCGCAGGCACCCCAUGUCGACCCCAAUGUAAAGACUCUCCACAUGAUCCAGCCAGCAGUGUCAAGUGGCAUUGCAGGCCAAAGUAAGAUCACUCACUUCAUCGGUUUCACGCUCUCAGUUUGAAUCUGGAGCAAUAGAGCGAUAUGCGAUAUGGAGACACAUGGAGACAAAA